Nasonia vitripennis (jewel wasp) is the source of this 4075-nucleotide messenger RNA. RefSeq names its product eukaryotic initiation factor 4A-I (gene eIF4A). Gene Ontology annotation, cellular component: cytoplasmic stress granule. Gene Ontology annotation, molecular function: ATP binding; RNA helicase activity; translation initiation factor activity. Gene Ontology annotation, biological process: cytoplasmic translational initiation. The record is from RefSeq and is a predicted model, not a curated record. Bases 72 to 1343 code for a protein of 423 amino acids. NCBI's taxonomy places the organism in Eukaryota, Metazoa, Arthropoda, Insecta, Hymenoptera, Pteromalidae. The transcript is spliced from 7 exons.
GGCGUUCCGCGGAGUGCUCGCUGUGACGCAAUAGGAACUCGUCCUUUUCGUCGCGCUACCGUGAGUGGAACAUGUCGUAUACUGAACGAAGAAACGACGAGCAAUGGCCUGGAGAGAGUAAGAAUGGCCCGAGCGAAGGAGAACAGCCGAUGUAUGCGGGGGGACCCCCAGGAAUGGACCCCGAUGGCAUCAUCGAGUCUAACUGGGAAACCGUCGUCGAUAAUUUCGAUGAUAUGAACCUGAAGGAAGAGCUGCUGCGCGGUAUCUAUGCCUAUGGUUUUGAAAAGCCCUCCGCUAUUCAACAGCGUGCCAUUUUGCCCUGCGUCAAGGGACAUGAUGUCAUCGCCCAGGCUCAGUCGGGUACUGGUAAAACUGCAACUUUCUCCAUUUCAAUUCUGCAGAAGAUUGAUACGAACAUUAAUGAAUGCCAGGCCUUGAUCCUCGCGCCAACCCGUGAAUUGGCCCAGCAGAUCCAAAAAGUAGUGAUUGCUCUUGGUGAUUUCAUGCAUGCACAAUGUCACGCAUGUAUUGGAGGAACGAAUGUCCGCGAGGACAUGCGCAGGCUGGAGCAAGGAGUUCACGUGGUUGUUGGUACUCCUGGUCGAGUAUUCGACAUGAUUAGCCGACGUGCACUACGAUCAAACAGUAUCAAACUGUUUGUUCUUGAUGAAGCCGACGAGAUGCUCUCCCGUGGUUUCAAGGAUCAAAUCUACGACGUCUUUAAGCUAUUGCCAGCUGAAGUUCAGGUUAUUUUAUUGUCUGCUACCAUGCCAAGUGAUGUAUUGGAAGUAUCCAAGUGUUUCAUGCGUGAACCCGUUCGUAUUCUUGUGAAGAAAGAGGAACUUACUCUUGAGGGUAUCAAGCAGUUCUUUAUUUACAUUGAGCGUGAAGAUUGGAAGUUGGAUACCUUGUGCGACUUGUAUGAUACUCUGAGUAUCACUCAGGCUGUUAUUUUCUGCAACACCAGACGCAAGGUCGACUGGCUUACAGAUCACAUGCACCAAAAAGACUUUACUGUAUCCGCUAUGCACGGAGACAUGGAGCAACGCGAGCGUGACCUCAUUAUGAGGCAAUUCCGUACCGGCUCUUCCCGUGUUUUGAUUACCACUGAUCUUCUUGCUCGUGGUAUUGAUGUCCAGCAAGUUUCCUUGGUCAUCAACUAUGAUUUACCCUCUAACCGAGAAAACUAUAUUCACAGAAUUGGACGUGGUGGUCGUUUCGGUCGUAAAGGUGUUGCGAUUAACUUCGUGACUUCUGACGAUAAAAGAAUACUGAAAGAUAUUGAACAGUUUUAUAACACUCAUAUUGAUGAGAUGCCAAUGAACGUCGCUGAUUUGAUCUAAGUCCCCGAUGAUUGGCUAAAUUCAUUAUUAUAAAAGAAAAUAAAAGUAAGUGAAAUACGGAGCUCUCAGCCGAUCUUUCAUGGUGUGUGAGUAUAAUAAUACUGAGUGAGUUCGUGAAAACCAUAAUCGCUUGUGUAAAAGCGCAAAUAUACCACAGAUAAUUCCAACGAUUCUUCUCUGAAUUGAAUUGAUUUCAUUUUAUAUAACAAGUAGCUCACGAUAGGUAAAAAAUAACUAGCUUACCUGUUGUAUUACAAACGUUAUUAUUACGACUACCGAAAAUAAUUACUCCAAAUAUUAUUACUAUUAUUAUUACUAUUAUAUUAAUUAAUUAAUGAAAAUUAGUGUAAACACCGGUUAGAAUCAUUGUAAAGCGGCUCGAGCGUUUGUAAGGCGCGGUAGGCGCGCGCGUGGCCCGAGUCGCACUCGGCGGCCCGCGAGAGCAGCAGCUACCGGUUUAGGAAAUGAAUUUCAUUUACUUUAUGAUAAUCAAUCUUUUCACGCUCACUGUAAUUAUGAUUAUUUCUCUUUGGGAGGUGAUAUUUCUCCUUUCGCUUUUUUUGAUUUCUUCUCAUAUUUUAAUGCAUGAAGCUAAAACAAAUAAAUAUUCGCAUAUCGAUUUUCAAUUCACGCGUUAUAAUAAAAAUGAUAAUAUUUUUUCGAUGUUUUUAAUACCAAGACUGCGACAUGUUUGUCUAGGCAGAGGUAUAGUUGGCUUUUGGAAAGGCUAUUUUAAUCACAAGCGCUCAAGAAGGAGAUGUACUCGUAAAAAUGUAGCUUAUUGUGUGAAUUUUGUAUAUUAUACAUUUAUCACAGGAUGAUACUCUGUGAACAUUUUAUUUCUUUGUUAUACACGAUUUAAUAAAAUGUGUUUUAUCAAUCACAGUGAUGAAUAAUUAUUGUUAUUAUUUGUAUCUUAUGAAAAGGGAGCAUUUCCAACUCAAACGAUGCCACUGAAUAGACAAACCGCGACGCUAAAGUUUUUGUAUAAAUUUGUCAUAAUGCGAAAGCCAUGAAAACGGUAUUUCUAUCUCUCUUUCUUCUUUGGCUCUGUCGAUCUAUUCUCUAGGCAAUUGAAACAAAAUAAUAUAAAUAAAAUAAAUAAGAUAAUGAUCACGCGAGGAAAAAUUCAGAAGUUUUGACGGUUUGUGUUUGUAUUUCCAGGCAUUUCUGGACGCAGCACGAAUGGGGGAGAAUAUUUUUGGAAAUAAAGACCAAAUUUCCCGAUUGAACAUGCACUCUCGUGAAUCGAUCACCCUUCUGAUAAUCCUGAAAAUCUAAACAAAACAAUUUACGAAAAUUUACGGCACACACACACACUUCCUCACAUUGAUGGCUACUGCAGUUCCGUUUAAUUGUUACUUUUUUUUGAAAGAUCAUGGAAACGAAGGAGCAGAUCGUUUUAUACUUUAUUAAUAAAACAUGCCAACUUAUUAAGAUUAGUGCAUUACGUAUUUUAUUGAAUUGAUUCCUUAUGAUAAGUAAUAAUUACGAGAUUAUGAAGGCAACGUGUUUCAAUUCCUUUUGUACUUUUACAGUCUUUCGACCCUGGAUGUAGUACUUUUAGUGAAUUUGUAAAUAACAUUUCAGAUGAAAAACCUUUUUUUUAGAAGUUCUUGCAUACAAUGAUCGUAUGACAUUUAGAUAAGAAAAUAGAGAGAUAAAAAUAACGUUACUGAAAGAGUAGCGAUAUGUAAUUGUAUUUAUACUUUUACAAAGCUUCUCAUAUCUUUGGGUUUAUUUCUUGUUGGUUAUUAUUUUGCUCACUUGCCUAUCGUUUUGAUAUCCAUAUUUUAAUAAUGAAGGUCGUAAAAAAGAAACGACAGAAGUGAAAGGAGAUCUCGGUAAAAUUAUCUCACAACAGAACCGGCUAGUUAACCAAUUUAUUCAAAAUGUGUGCAUAAUCGUUUUUUGUUUAAUCAAAUACACAUAUAGUUAGGUAGUUAGAUAGAUAAUUGUCAUCUAUAGAAAAAAAGCUGUACUCCGUCAGCCCUGAAGAGUCAAUGCUUCCGAUCUAAUUGAUUGUACAUCACUUAUAUUAUUUACGUGCUGGUAAAAUAGUAGCUAAAAGUUCUGCACAUAUUGUCUGGAAAAAAAUAGUGUGAACAUUUUCCCCUUUCGCCACUUUAGAAUCACGACUAAAGAUAAUGAAAAAUGCAUGUGUACCGCUUCUUUCUAGAGAAUUCAAGUUUCACAAGUCUGGGAUCUACGACUUUUUGUGUGAGGAAUGUUUAUUUUUCAAGACUGUUUAUGUCUGCCACGGAUUAAUUAAGAGGUUUUACAAUUAACUAUUUAUUUAAUAAUAUUUUAUAGCAGGACUAAACUUUAUUAAAAAAAAAAGUUGAAUGAACUGAGAUUGUGCAACUAAUGUGUUCAAUAGAGAGACAAAAAUAAUGAGAAGCAAACUACUAUAAAAGGACAAGAGUACUGAUUGCCGAACCGGGGAAUGUCCUUGUCCUCCUGCGUUCGAAGAAUGUUACGUAUGGGUGGAAUUGACGUAUUCAGUAUUGAAAAUUCCUCAAAACCUUUUUCUAUUAUAUUGUAAGCAUAGGUCCAGGACCAUUGUGAACGAAUACGGGACAGUCAGGUACCGGAUAUUGAGCAUUUGCUGUGUUUUUACAUCUUAAAAAACUGACUGUUAACUAACGUGUACAUUCUGAAUGAUGUAGACAAGUAAUAUGUGCGAAUAAAUAUUUAUUCAUGGAAAUAAAGUAUCCCUCACUUUUUUAGUA